Messenger RNA from Hydra vulgaris (swiftwater hydra), 1388 nucleotides. RefSeq names its product dapdiamide synthesis protein DdaC. Lineage: Eukaryota; Metazoa; Cnidaria; Hydrozoa; Anthoathecata; Hydridae. Gene Ontology annotation, molecular function: oxidoreductase activity. The record is from RefSeq and is a predicted model, not a curated record.
CAAUACAGUGUUAUAAAAUGAUUUCUUGAUUAAUCAGGUCUGUUUUACAAGAGCUUCAUGUGUAAGUUAGUAACUUUGCACUAUUGUUACAGUUACCAUUAUUUUAUCUGAGUUUAGCGAAAAAUGAUAACUACAAAGGUAUUUCAAAGUUUGCGGUAUUUUUCAUUCAUUAAAUGUAACACAUUUGAAGUUUUUACAAAAGCUAAAGGAUCCGUAGUAAAAAAUAGACCUUUUUUAGCCGGAUCAACGGAAAUAGGUAUGCCGGAAUACCUGAGCCAUCAUCCUAAUAAAAAUUUGCUAGUAGUUCGUUGUAAUAAUACUAACAAUGUAACAUUGAGUGACGUAGCCAAUGAGUUUCGUUUUUAUAUAGAUGAAAACUUAAGCCAAUACAGCGCUAUUUUAUUCAAAAGACUUCCUAUUAAGACGGAGAGUGAUUUUAAUUUAUUUAUGUCACAUUCUGGCUACAAAAGUAUUGCAUAUGUUGCAGGAAAUGCUUCACGAUCAAAACUGGUUGGUGAAGUAUAUGAAACAAGCAACGAACCGGCAGAUCUUAGCAUUGAGCCACAUAAUGAAAUGAGCUAUCACAUCACAUUUCCUAGAAAGAUUUUCUUUUGUUGUUUAACUCCUCCUUUAACUGACGGCGAGACACCAAUAGCAUUUAAUAGAGACAUAAUACAACACAUCGACAAGAACUACCUUGAAAAAGUUGAAAAAAGAGGUAUUCGUUAUAUUCGUAACCACGGCAACAAGAAACUGACAAAAUAUAUGACGUGGCAAGAUAUUUAUAGUACUUCAUCACAUCAAGAGGUGGAGACAAAAUUACGAAAGUUUAACAAUAAUUGGAAAUGGAACGAAAACGAGACGUUAACAACAUGGUAUACUACCUCGCCCAUAAUUUACCAUCCUGAAACCGGAGAAAAAAUUUGGUUUAACCAACUAAGUGCAGCUCACAAUACAUACUACAAGUGCCAUCCUGAUUAUAUCGGCAAACAGUUAAAAGAUCAUGAAUACUUUUUACAUACGACGUAUGGAGACGGAGAAGAGUUUGAGCCAGAGCUAGUUCAACAUAUUCGUAAUGUGGCAUGGAACGCAUCAAUAGGUUUUCAGUGGGAAAAAGGUGAUGUAAUUGUUUUGGAUAACUUGCUUGCACAGCACGGGCGCUUAAGCUAUACUGGUAAAAGAAAAAUUGUGGUUAGUUUAACAGAUAUGAUAAAAAGAGAGGCAGUUCAAGCUAAUUCUUAAUGAUGAAUUAUUUGAUAUCUUUUAACAUCAGAGCAUAGAAUUUAAAUUAGUUCUGUUGUAAGACGUAAAACUUGUUUUUUUUUUUUAAUAAAUGUUGCUUUUUUUAUUUAAAUAAGAUAUAUUUUUGGGACUCGAAAUUUCUAUAA